GUCUUCCCUCUACUAUCUGUGUGUCUGUAUCACAGCAGCAGGUGGUGGUAUGUUGCUGCUGCUGCAGCUCUGCAAAGGUGGCAGUUCACUCUAUCCUCACCCAGUGCACAGGCUUCUUCUUUCUAAGGGGGAGUUCCAACAAACCUUGGGAUCUGCUACCUCUCAAGUGAAUCCAGGAAUCUCUCAGACUACUCUCUGCCCAAUGAGAGCCAAGAAGACAGAAGCAAAGAAGAAACUUACAUCAUCACUGUCUGUCCUCCUCAUCACAACCUCCAAAAGAAAGUUCUCUCCAACAUCAUCCAGAGCCUCUUUCCCCAGCUUCAUCUCCAGAGACAGACAGCAGCCAAAUACCCUUCUCUCUCAGAAUUACUGAUACAUUCUAAAUCAAAACUAGAUUUCUCUUUUUUUUAGCUACUUGUGAAUUAUAUUUGACAUCUCUGCAAGCCCAAUAUCCCCAAAUCCCACAGCUGUCUUCCCUUUGUUUAAUCCUUUAAAUCUUUUCUUUAAUGCACAAUUUAUUACCUGUUUUGUGAGAUCUUGAACUAAAAUGCUGCAAGACAGAAUUUCAGAUUUGCAGAGCCACUUGUAAAAUAUUGUGGUUUAUUAAAAAUUUCUAAUUUUUUUUUGGGGGGGGGGAUGAAGAGACAUGAGAGAUUCUGGCAAAGCUAUAAACUGCUAUUAAUUCUACAUUCAAGAUCAAAUUAGCUGUCACUCUUACCUGCCUUGUACUCUGGAUUACUUGCUGUCAGCUUUCGGGAAACUCUUUUUUUCUCUGGUGGAUACUAUGGUGAGUUUAACCCACUGUGGAGAAGCAUUGAGGAUUCACGCUAAAACGUCCCAUGUUGCAGGAUUAAGGCAUUGCCAAAGGACUGUGGUUUCAUCAGACAUCAUCGCAGCCACCUCUAGGAUGCAUUUUGCUUAUAUUUUAAUACUGCUGAUUCUGACUCCAAGAGUUGACUCAUCCUGGUGGUAUAUUGGUGCACUAGGAGCAAGGGUUAUCUGUGAUAACAUCCCUGGAUUGGUAAACAAGCAAAGACAACUAUGCCAGAAACACCCAGAUAUUAUGCAAGCUAUUGGUGAAGGUGCCAAGGAGUGGAUCAGAGAGUGCCAGCAUCAAUUCCGGCACCACCGCUGGAACUGCAGCACACUGGACAGAGACCACACAGUAUUUGGGAGAGCCAUGCUGCGAAGCAGCAGGGAAACAGCCUUUGUCUAUGCUAUUUCCUAUGCUGGAGUCGUUUAUGCACUUACCCGAGCCUGCAGUCAAGGAGAGCUCAAAUCAUGUAGCUGCGAUCCAAAAAAAAGAGGCCGCUCAAAGGAUGAAAGAGGGGAGUUUGACUGGGGAGGCUGCAGCGAUCACAUUGACUUUGGUAUAAAAUUUGCCAAAGAUUUUGUGGAUGCAAAGGAGAAGAGAUUGAAAGAUGCACGGGCUUUGAUGAACUUGCACAAUAACCGCUGUGGGAGAAUGGCAGUAAAACGAUUUAUGAAUCUUGAAUGUAAGUGCCACGGGGUCAGCGGGUCUUGUACAUUAAGGACUUGUUGGCGUGCCAUGUCAGACUUCCGAAAGACAGGAGAUUUUCUAAGGCGAAAAUACAAUGGGGCAAUACAAGUCACGAUGAAUCAAGAUGGAAGUGGGUUCGCUGUGGCAAAUCAGAACUUUAGAAAAGCUACCAAAAAAGAUCUGGUCUACUUUGAAAACUCCCCUGAUUAUUGUCUUAUGGACAAAACAGCCGGAUCCCUGGGUACUGCCGGCAGGGUGUGUGACAAAGUCUCUAGAGGAACCGAUGGCUGUGAGGUCAUGUGCUGCGGACGGGGCUAUGACACCACCCGUGUCACACGUAUAACUAAAUGCGAGUGCAAAUUUCACUGGUGCUGUGCAGUACGUUGCAAAGAAUGUGAGGAGACUGUGGAUGUGCAUACAUGCAAGGCACCAAAAAGAGCAGAGUGGCUAGACCAAACAUGAGCCCUUCAAGUUCUCACUACUGGACAAGAUGCCGCAGGCCCCGCAGAAUUCUGGGUGUAAGUGUAGUCCAGCUGCAUGGCUUCUUAUUUAAGUAAUUCUGCAAGGCACUAAAUAUGGGACUUCACUUUCCAGGAUAUACUGCGGUCCGUCAGAUCUAGGUCAACAGAGAACCAGAUAUUUCUGUAUGAGAAGUUUAAAAUAAAAGCAGUGGUCCACAACUGUUCUCACAAAACAGCUGGUGGUAGUUCACAGACCUUCAAAAUUUAUAGAUCUCUUUUUACUCUAGCUAUUUUUUCCAUAAUGGAGAUUCAUUUUUCCAUUCAAACCCCACUUGAAAGACAUUCUAUAAACAUUAAUAAAUUAAUUGAGAAAAACCACCAGUAUCAGUAAAAUAAUACAGCCUCAGAUUAGGUCAUUAUUAUUCUAGGAAGUAAUAAGGAAGCUCUACAACAGGGAAAAAAAACAAACCUUGGUGUUUAUGAAAGAUAUAUAACUAUACAGACAUUACCAAAACCAACGUAAGAGAUCUCAUCAAUUGAUACAUUUCAUAAGGAAAUAACUGACAGACCCCAUGUAUACUUUAUCAUUUUUUGUUUGGACUUUGUGCCUUCUAUUAGGGGGAUUUCUUUUCUCCACUGGUACAUUAUACCGAGAGCUGCUUACAAGUCAGCGGGGAUUCUAUACAAUUUCUCAUGAACUACAAGAUGGUACGCAGCACGAACUGUGAAAAAUCCCCUUUGUCGACUAAACAAUUGAAAAAUAUUGGAAAUUCCAAGAUGGAGGACUUUUGAUGCAACUGAGACAAACUCAGUUUUGUAAACUUGCUUCUUGUAUGUUGUGUAUAUGCUUUAAUAUUUUUUUUAAAUACAUAUAAACUUAUAUUGCAAACA
This is a messenger RNA of Xenopus tropicalis (tropical clawed frog), 2853 nucleotides long. RefSeq names its product Wnt family member 2B (gene wnt2b). Lineage: Eukaryota; Metazoa; Chordata; Amphibia; Anura; Pipidae. Gene Ontology annotation, cellular component: extracellular region. Gene Ontology annotation, biological process: Wnt signaling pathway; system development; animal organ development. Gene Ontology annotation, molecular function: signaling receptor binding. The coding region runs from base 785 to 1963 and encodes 392 amino acids. The transcript is spliced from 5 exons. The record is from RefSeq and is a predicted model, not a curated record.